Protomyces lactucae-debilis is the source of this 1578-nucleotide messenger RNA. RefSeq names its product WD40-repeat-containing domain protein. Gene Ontology annotation, cellular component: nucleus. The record is from RefSeq and is a predicted model, not a curated record. Gene Ontology annotation, molecular function: protein binding; DNA binding. The transcript has a single exon. Gene Ontology annotation, biological process: regulation of DNA damage checkpoint. Bases 1 to 1578 code for a protein of 525 amino acids. Lineage: Eukaryota; Fungi; Ascomycota; Taphrinomycetes; Taphrinales; Protomycetaceae.
AUGAAUGACUAUGAGGCUGAACGGCUUGCCAAUAUUGCCAAGAACGAAGCACUCUUGAAAGAAAUCGGCUUGACUGGCAUCAAGGCACCUUCUGUCGCCUCUUCCAACGGCAGCCUGAAACGGAAGAAGGCGCCUGCUAGACCUCGAAAAAAGGAAGAAGACGUGUCGCUUGCACCAAGACGCACUAGUUCGCGGCUUUCUGGCAUUCCAGCAGAAUCAGAAGUUGCUCGAAACGCGUAUGAAAAGGCAGAGGAGGAUAGACGCGAGGCGGAACGCUUGAAGCGCGUCAGAGUCGCUGGCCCUAUUGCUUUAGAGCAUGUCAUUGAGAAUGGCGGUACAUGGCAAGCAGCCAAAUCAAUCUUGGCACAAGCGGCCAUUGAUAGCAAGCGAGAGGCGAGAGACUUUGAGACGUCAGAUGCGAAUCUCAAUGCACUUCGAAAGGAGCUCAAUGGACUUUCGCUCUUGACGCGCUGGGACCCAAAUGAAAUCAAAAUCACGCCUGAGCGUGUCUAUUCCAUUGGUAUGCACCCUGGCUCCUCCAAAAAGCUCGCGAUAGCAGGCGACAAGCGCGGCCAUCUGGGUAUCUGGGAUAUCGAGAACCAAAUGACUGAAGAAGAAAACGAGGAUGUUAAGCCGAAACGUAAAGCACGGCAAAGUGCCGUCAAGAAGGAGGAAAGCGAUGCAGAGGAAGAAGACGCGGACCUUGCUGACGACGAUGACUUGCCAAUGAUUCACCACUUUAAGCUCCAUGCUGGCACCAUCACCUCUUUUGCAUUUGACCCGCUUCAAGGACAAAAGCUCUACACUGCUUCAUAUGAUGGCUCCAUUCGCUGUCUUGAUUUGGCAUCAGGCGUGGCUUCCGAGGCUUAUGCGCCACUGGAAGACCGUGCACUGACGUCCCUUGAGGUGCAGCAGGAUGCACAAGUCCUCUUGUUUUCUACAAAUGAUGGACAAGUAGGACGUCGCGAUCUACGCGUCAAGGACGCCGAGCUGUUCCAACUUCAUGAUCGCAAGAUUGGCGGCAUGGGUAUGCACCCUUUGCAUCCUCACCUCAUCUGCACAGCUUCGCUUGAUCGGAGCAUGAAAGUCUGGGAUAUGCGUAGCAUCACAAAAGGUCGCAAAACUUCAGGGGAUCCUUCACUCCUCGCCAACUACGAUUGCAGACUGAGUGUCUCCUCUGCCUUUUUCAACGAUAGAGGGACCAUCUUGGCCACUGCGUACGACGAUACUGUCAAACUCUUUGACAUGGCUUCUCUCUCUGAACAAUCCAAACCUCCUGCAGCCUCUGCUGAGCCGCUUGAACUCGACACGACCUGCGAGCUAAAACACAACAAUCAGACUGGACGUUGGUUGACUGUCUUCAAAGCCCAAUGGCAAGCUACACCGCUCGACGGACAAGCCAAGUUUGUGAUUGGCAAUAUGCAGCGUCGCAUUGAUCUAUGCAGUGGCAAGGGCGAGAUGCUGGCCUCUCUCGAAGAUGAACGGAUCACAGCUGUACCUGCAGUUGUCAAGAUGCACGACUCACAGAAUUGGGUGCUUGCAGGAAAUGCUUCCGGCAAAGCCCUCUUCUUUCAAUAG